AUGGACGAGGAUCUCUCCGAGCCGAGCCCUAGAUACAGUGACCGGUUCAACGCCCCCGACGGAGACGUGACGAUCUCAUCGUCCGAUGGGGUGCUCUUCAAAGUGCACCGCAAGGACCUCGAGACCUACUCCGAUAUUUUCCCCGGGACCGACGUCCCAGUGGACGACGAGACCGUCUCGUUGUCGGAGCACUCGUCGACACUGGAGCUGCUGUUCCAGUAUAUGCGUCGCCAGCGGCAGCCCGACUUGAGCAAGGUCCCUCCUGAAGAACUCGCAGAGUUGGCGGAGGCUGCGGAGAAGUACUGCGUCUACUCAGCAAUGGAGGUGUGCAAGGUGUACAUGCAGGCUGCAAUCCUGAAGAUCCCGCUGACUGUCAUGGGAUAUGCGGCAAGGCAUGGCUAUGAGAGCCUCUGCGCGGAGGCCGCUCCGCACACCCUAGAAGCGAAGGCCGCCGACGCUCAGAGGCAACUCGACGCAACGUGCUUCACUGAGUGGGUUAGUGACUCUUAA
Rhodofomes roseus is the source of this 510-nucleotide messenger RNA. RefSeq lists its product as uncharacterized. The transcript is spliced from 3 exons. Bases 1 to 510 code for a protein of 169 amino acids. The record is from RefSeq and is a predicted model, not a curated record. NCBI's taxonomy places the organism in Eukaryota, Fungi, Basidiomycota, Agaricomycetes, Polyporales, Fomitopsidaceae.